Molecule: messenger RNA, 1725 nt
Organism: Neopsephotus bourkii (Bourke's parrot)
Lineage: Eukaryota; Metazoa; Chordata; Aves; Psittaciformes; Psittacidae
Gene: CPN1
Product: carboxypeptidase N subunit 1
Exons: 10
Coding region: 196-1560 (454 amino acids)
Biological process (GO): proteolysis
Molecular function (GO): metallocarboxypeptidase activity; zinc ion binding
Source: RefSeq, a predicted model, not a curated record
CGGCGGCGGGCGGGCGGGGGAGCAUUCCUGUGCCGCGGGGCCCCGGCGAGCCCCGCUCCCGCCGCCCCCCGCCCGCAGGUGCAGGGGGCUGGCACUCGGAACUGGAAAGAGCUGGUUGGAGUUUGCACUUUAAGCUGCCGGCUGGGAAGGAGCCGGGGGCCCGGAGCUGGUGCGGGCGCGCAGCGCCGCGGGAGGAUGACUCGGUGGCUGCGGUCCCUCGUGGGAGCGCUGCUCCUGCUCGAGGGAGCGGCCGCCCUCAGCUUCCUCCACCAUCGCUAUGAGGAGAUGGUGCAGGCCCUGUUCCGCGUGCAGAGCCAGUGCCCCUACGUCACCCGCAUCUACAGCAUCGGCCGCAGCGUCGAGGGCCGACACCUCUACGUGCUGGAGUUCAGUGACUACCCAGGCAUCCACGAGCCCCUGGAGCCUGAGUUCAAGUAUGUUGGGAACAUGCAUGGGAACGAGGUGCUGGGCCGUGAGCUGCUGCUGCAGCUCUCCGAGUUCCUGUGCGAGGAGUACCGCUGGGGCAACGAGCGGAUCACCCGCCUCAUCCACGACACACGCAUCCACAUCAUGCCCUCCAUGAACCCCGACGGGUACGAAGUGGCUGCCAAGCAGGGCCCAGACAGCAAUGGAUACUUGACAGGGAGGAACAACGCCAACGGAGUGGACUUGAAUCGCAACUUCCCUGACCUCAACACAUUCAUGUACUACAGUGGGGAAAUCAGUGGGCCAAAUCACCACAUCCCACUGCCUGACAACUGGAAAAGCCAGGUGGAGCCAGAGACACUGGCUGUGAUCCAGUGGAUCAGCAGCUACAACUUUGUGCUUUCCGCCAAUCUGCACGGUGGAGCAGUGGUGGCAAAUUACCCCUAUGACAAGUCUCAGGACCAGCGGUUCAGGAGCCACCGGCGCACGGUCAACACUCCCACUCCUGAUGACAAGUUGUUUCAGAAGCUGGCCAAGACCUACUCGUAUGCCCAUGGCUGGAUGCAUCGUGGCUGGAACUGUGGGGACUACUUUGCUGAUGGCAUCACGAAUGGGGCAUCCUGGUACUCUCUCAGCAAAGGUAUGCAGGACUUCAAUUACCUCUACACCAACUGCUUUGAAAUCACCCUGGAGUUGAGCUGCAAUAAGUUCCCCCCUGAAGAGGACCUGGAGCGGCAGUGGAUGGCCAACCGGGAGGCCCUUGUUGCUUUCAUUGAAGAGGUUCACCAGGGCAUCAAAGGGAUGGUGUCAGACGAGAACAACAACGGCAUUGCAGGAGCAGUGAUUUCCGUUCAGGGAAUCAGCCAUGAUAUCACCUCUGGUAAUACAGGGGAUUAUUUCCGGCUGCUGCUGCCUGGCACUUACACUGUCACGGCCUCUGCAGAGGGAUACCAGCCCCAGACAAUCACAACAACCGUGGGCCCAGCUGCACCUUCAUUGGACAUGAUGAUGUGGGGACAGCAUCUGUUCCCUGAGGUUUUGCUAUCCCUCUGGCUCUGUGGGUUUCAGUACUCUGCUGUCAUCUCCAUCCUGCCCAGGACAAAACACGCUACCAGACUGGUAGCAAGAGGCUGAAAUCUGCCUUUCUUUCUGCCAAGAGCAACCAAGAUAGGUACAUUUCCAGCUGAAACAAGAUGUAGUGAGGAAGCCCCCGGAGCGUAAAAACUCAGGAACACGCAUGAACAACAAAGCCCUUCACAAGAAGGUAGUGCCAAGAGCCACCCGCUGGGGGACCAGAAG